Molecule: messenger RNA, 762 nt
Organism: Babesia bigemina
Lineage: Eukaryota; Apicomplexa; Aconoidasida; Piroplasmida; Babesiidae
Exons: 1
Coding region: 1-762 (253 amino acids)
Source: RefSeq, a predicted model, not a curated record
AUGGUAUACACUUCGUUGACUGAGGCUCCUCACAACCUCAAGGAGGCUAUCGACUGGUUGAUGGCUGUGAAGGGAACUGAUGGAGAGAACAACUUGAAGGCUCUGGGUAAAGCAGUUUACGAUGUACUCGCAGACAAGCCUAUCGGAAAGGCGGAGCUGCCGGCACUCGAAAAAGUUAAGCCCAUCGCCAAAAAGUUCCUGGAACACAAGGAUCUUAAAGGCCAGUGGUUCGUAAGAAUGCUGAUGGAUAGAUACAAUCGGCCUUUGAAUAGAUUCACCAACAGAGUCGUUAAAUCCAUGAUAUAUAUUACUGACAGCGAUUACAAAGAUGCCAUAAAGGGACAGCGUCUUACCGCUGGAAAUAUUGGAAAGAAAAUAGGUGAAGUCGUGGAUGGUUGUGGAAAGUUAUUGGAUGGCGUAAAAAACCACGACAAGUAUAAAUCUGCUUACAGUUCGGAGGCUACAUGGGAUGCGUCGUGCUCAAAAGACCCGGAAGCCUGCGCAGUGGUCCUCGUGGGAAUUGCACCAGUGCUGUUCGUAGGCCUACGUUCUUUGUUUGAUGCGGUCCCCGGUAGAAUCUUCGGAGUUGCGAGGCCUAAGGCCAAAGGAAAUUCAGAAAAAAUAUUGACUGCCGUUGGUUAUGAGCUACCGCAAAGGCGCAGUGAAAUUCUUGGUGCAGAGUUGCUCAACGCAUUAGAAGGCGUAAGUACUGAAGUGUUGACCACAAUAUACGACCUCGCUGGGUUCUGGGCUUUCUAUUGA